AUGUUACCCGUUUGCCCUGCCAUGUUUUCAAUGACAAUGGUCUCCAAUUUUGGCGAUCAAUUCCUUCGUGGACUUUACGAGUCUUCCGAAGUAUCUACCAAGAAUAGCGAAGUCCAUGUAAGAGUCAUUCAAGAUAAGUGUACGUUAUUUUUACGACAAUUGUCUCAUUUGCUGAUUCACAGUGUUUACUCAUCUUUCGGAGAUCUUAAAAUUGAAAAUCAAGAGAAAAGUACGUAAUGAAAUGACGAUUAUCGAUCACCAAUUUGAGUUUUUUACGGGGCACGCUCAAAUUUUUGGUCACGGAACACGAGGAACAAUUUAUUAAAUUCACGAUUCACGAAAAAUAAACACGGCUAAUCACGAAUCGCGAAAAUACCCCUGUACUACCCUCGUCUUCUUUUUGCUAAUUAUGCGUGCCAGGUUAUGUGCUCCUGGAGUGCACGUGCAAAACCGCUGUUCUUUAAAAGAACUGUUUAUCAAAAAAAAAAAAAGGAAAAAAACGGAAAGAAAGGGAAUCUGAGAACAUGUAUCUCAGCGUUGAAAUCCGCUGUCACAUUUCGCGUUUGAUUGCAAAUCCAAAAUCCGGAAUUCCCAAUCGAACGCACCGUACCCAUACUGAGUCUUCAAAGAUGGAAAUAGACACCUGUUAGGAUCUCAGUAAUCUCCAGCUGGGUCAUCAUCAUUGAUUAACAUUUGUCUUCGGGCAACCUCCUUUUUUUAUUAAUCUUGCAAAGGGAGUUCUAAUAUUAUAUCUGGGCGAGGUUUGAAGCUCCCGACUUACUUAAGAAAUGUGCAGGGAACAAUUUUAAGCAAAUUAUGUGUUCUGUUUUUUUGUAUUCAUGAAAUGGCCGUUUUCUUAAUUCAUAACUUAAACAGUUGUCAUGGUAUUAGCAUAAACUGAUCUCCACUGACUCAAUUAUACUGAGAGACCUAUUUUAUGCUCAGAAUAGUUUGUGUCAUAAUGAAAUUCAAUUCAAUUCAAAGACUGUAUCUGAAGCUAUUUUACCGCGAAUUCUUCACCGAGGAUGACACAAAAUGACACGCCUUUCGUUUUUCACCGCGUUAAUUUCCCUGGUAAACAACCUAAACGGUUAAAAAAAUUUCCUAUCCUUUCCAGACUUCAAAUUGCGUAAUUACGCAGAAAAAAUGUCGGGAGAGGACUCAAUGGAAGCACUAUCAAACAGCUGAAUGUGACAUCAGAAAUGUCUUGUCAAAUUGAAUGUGUGGCCAUAGGCGUACGGGCAAUUUUUUGCCAGAGGGGGCGGUAAACCAUUUGCCCCAAAAAUUAUCACAAGUUGGCCAAAUUUUUACGAAACAGUCGUCUACGAAAAGAAACUAGGGCCAUACUAGCUGGCAAAUGAAGGUGGCUAGAUACAGUUUUUCAGGGUCAAUACCUUCCAAGUUCGAGCGUAAACUAUGUCGCCAUAAACAAACAUUGAGAAAAAUUACCACCAGUUGUAUUAGAUGACGAUGAAAUUCGUCAUGAUCAGGGUUGCUGAUCGGAGUUGUAAUAGCAACAAAAUGACGCCAUUACCUAACGCCAUCACUUACAGCAAUUGUUUUUGGCACCGGGAACUGUUCUUACAAAAUCGUUCACGGGAGCUUUUUUUCAGGGGCACCCAACGAGAAUAUAGUUCAAAACCAUUUAAACAUAGCAUUGUUAAACGUAUUUUAGUAUUUAAACGGUAGAUACAGGCAUAUUUUUAUCCCCUAAAAAUUUUUCAUCUGUUCGGAUUUCCUAGCUGAAAGUCUAGUGAUCCGAAAAUUAUAGGAAUCAAAACUUACCUUUUUGAAAAUUUCAGCCAGAAAAAAGGCUUCCGAAAAUUCUGGGUGACCUUUUUAGGGUAAAAAUCCGUUAAAAAUAGGCAAAUAUACCAUUUUUUGGAUGUUCGAAAAUCCUAGGAGAGGCAGGCAAGCAAGAAAUUUUACAACAAAUUUUUCGAAAAUUCUAGUUCUCAAAUCGUCUUCCGAACAGAUAUUCUUCCGAAAAUUGUCGUUGGGUGCCCCUGUUUUUUCUCCAAUACGGUCGCAUUGAUGUUCGUGAAGUUAAAGGGGAAUCUGUAAGAGCUAGCGUUAUCGAGAUAUUUUGGGGUGAAAAUUUUAUCGUACGGUAAAAAAGGAAAAAUCUUGAUGUUUGGCCGUUACCUGUAGAAAAAGAGGCGCUUUUGACCAUGCAACUUCACCUCAUAGUGCGUAGUUUUAAUCUUGUUAAAAACACUUGCGAAAGAUCGUGCCUAUUUUAGAAAGAAGGAUUUGAUAAGUAUGUAUCGAGGCACUCUUGUUAGUGGUUUUGUAAACAUUUCGGUCUACUUUAGCAAAUGAGCGAAUAAUUUUUAGCCACUCGAUAGGUUUUUUUUGAAAAAAUAAUAUUCUUCUCGUAAUUCAACCCGAGACUGAGAAUUAGUCAGCCUCUUCUUCAUUUUCAGACCUAUUGCUAAUGCUAUGUGCCGUACACUGUUGAAACCUCCUUCACUCCGACACUAGCACAGGGUCUGAAUGACCAUGUCGGCAUUUCUAGGAGUGGAGAGGACUCUAGAAAGGUAUGCGGAAGUUUUUUUGGAAGUAGGCCAUUCCAGCGAGUGUGCGUAGUACAGUGCCCAACAAUAAAAAACUACAAAUAUAUAAAUCAACAUAUGAUACCCUUCCCUAAUAACCAGAAACUCAUCACGUGGUAGGCAACCACUGUCUCGUGUGAAUGUAACUGGAUUAUUACGCCAACUUCAAGUUAAAAUAGGAAAUAUUUAUCUCCUCAAAAUAAUAAAAAAGCAUGGAAAUGUCUUUAAAAACUGGCUUUGCCCAAUUUUUCUCUUGUUGCCCAAAAAAUCUGAGUUGCCCAAAAUUUGGGGGGCUGCAGCCCCCCUCGCCCCCCGGCCCGUACGCCUAUGUGUGUGGCAGAUAACCGCUGUUUAUCGUACAACUUAAUUACGAUUCUAGGCAUGGAUGUAUUAAUCUGUGAGCUCAAUGACUCUGAUAGAUUUGUUGGGUAUGUUGGGGGCAUCUACAGAGGAUUAGAGGUAAAAGUAACCGAGGAGCUAAUUUGUUUCAUGUAAGUAAAUAUGUAUAGCGCUAAAACCCUAGCUGUUUGAAUAAGCCUAACUUAAUCUUACCUAAGGUACUAUUCAAAAGUUAAAUGUCUGUUUCUUAAUAAAUUGUGUGUGUUGUUGUUGUUGUUGGGUUUAGAUCUAAUUUGAAUAAGGUAUGCUGGUAGUGAAUCUAAUUCCUGUAAUAUGAAAAGAAAAACAGAGAAUUAUUGCGUGGCGUUAUAAAGCUCUUUUUGAGAUGGCAUAUUGCAGAAUCGCAGCUAUAUUAACUUCGAUUCUUUAUAGCCUACUCACAUAAAAAGAAUUUUUCUUGUGCGUAAUAUUGUUAUAAUGGAGUACUUGUCGAUAAAUGUGUAGCUAUUUUUCAGAGUAUCUGUGAAAGAGAAUCACCGUGUGCGAACGAUGAAGUGUGCAUUCCUGAUCAUGAAGAUGACGCUAGACAUUUCUGCAAAUGUAUAGGUCGGUAAACAAAACAAGAAUUAAAUUAAUACUUUGCCAACUCCAUGAGAGCAGAGCUUUUUAACAGCCCCCUGCCGUCCCCCCCACAAAAACAAUCGUGACAUGUCAUGAUUCUUGUUUUGCAAACUGUGGUUUUCCCUAAAAGACCUUAAGACAAAUGAUAAUCGCUGAGGAGCGAGAAAGUUCCUGUCAGUACCAAGGCAAAAAGGUUUUCAGUACUCAGUUUGAUGAGAUCAAUUUUAUUUAUUUACUGUUGUUGUGAAAGAAAUACCACAAAGAAAUUGAAUUUGUUACGUCUCAGUUAUGCCAAGUUGGCCUAUGUAAGCUAAUCAGAGAUACUCUUGCAAUCUGGAUUCCACUAAGAGACUUUUGGAUUCCGGAUUCCAAUUGUAAGCGGGAUUCCGGAUUCCUUGAGCUGUAUGCCGGACUCCACAAGAGAAAAAUUCUCGGAUUCCGGGAUACGGAUUGCCUUACAGGAGGCGAAACAACUGUAUUUACGUCUGUACAAGAAUGAAGUGCACCUUGUUAGUUAUCCCCGAUGUUAAUACAAUUGUGGCGUUGGGUCGCUGAGGGGAAUGCAGCAGUAGACCAAAACAGAGGUGAUUAGGAUAGUUGGAGUUUCAAAACCCGAUGUUUCAGCAAGCAAUAGCCCUUAGUCAGAGAGAUUCGGUUUCCUUUGACUAGCCUGAGUAUAGGCAGGUGUUUCUCGAAAAAGGGGGAAGAGCUGGGAGAUGGGAACAGUGGAGACAGCGAAGGGAUAGAAACAAAAAUCUCCGCUCUCCUCACCCCUAAGGAGCACCUGAUACUCAAGCUUCGCUCCGACGGUUGGCUAUAUAUCGUUCGAAAUGUUAGGUUUUCAAUCUUUUCAAUCUGUUUACUAUGGUAAUUGACUUACUAGUAGUCAAACUAGCUUAUGGAACAAAAUUUUUGCAUUUAAUCUGUAGUUGCUUUCCGUCGGAUCAACGCGGAUUCCAGCACUGAUCUUUUUUGUUGAAAAACUGAAGCAGAUUUUCCCAACGCGGACUAUCUCACUUUUACUAUUCGUACCCUUAAUCACUUAAGGCCUCAUACAAUGGUUUUCCAAUUCAGAAUACCCAAUGCAUUGUCAAGACCUUUACUUAAAGGGUUCCACGACUGAUGGGGUGUACUUGGUUUACCCUGACAACGAAGAACCCAUUAAAGUGCUGUGUGACAUGACAACUGAGAGCGGUGGAUGGACAGUCUUUCAAAGACGAAUGGAUGGAUCGGUGUUCUUCUACUUGGGAUGGGAAGACUACAGAGUGGGAUUUGGAAAUCUGAACGGGGAGUUCUGGUUAGGGAAUGAUAAUCUUCACCGUCUGACUGCAAAUUCUGAUUUGAUGCUCUGA
Molecule: messenger RNA, 4867 nt
Organism: Porites lobata
Lineage: Eukaryota; Metazoa; Cnidaria; Anthozoa; Scleractinia; Poritidae
Source: the annotation of a GenBank genome assembly